GAACAAGUGAUAACCGUCGUAAUCCUGGUUCGAAGGACCUUCAAAAUAUGAUUGAGCAACCUCCGUUCCCGUCUGAAACCGUAUGGCAAAUGGCAUUAACAAGUACAAUUGCAUCAUCACUUAAAAUUCCAAUUGGUUUUGGAAAACGAAAACGAUUUGGAUCAGAAUAUAAGAAUUUAUUAGUAGGCCAGGGAGUAUCUUUGACAUGA
Funneliformis caledonium is the source of this 209-nucleotide messenger RNA. The record is from the annotation of a GenBank genome assembly. NCBI's taxonomy places the organism in Eukaryota, Fungi, Glomeromycota, Glomeromycetes, Glomerales, Glomeraceae.